Molecule: messenger RNA, 210 nt
Organism: Leptosia nina
Lineage: Eukaryota; Metazoa; Arthropoda; Insecta; Lepidoptera; Pieridae
Source: the annotation of a GenBank genome assembly
AUGAUAUCGUGUGAAUGGGUGCGAUUCGGAGCCGGCGACGUGCAGCGUGUCGAGUGCGGUCGCCGCGGGGCGAGCCGGCUGCGAGCGGUAGCCGCCCGAUACGUUUACGAGCCGACACUAACUUUAAGUGACCCCGCCCGCACUCGUGCACAACACUGCUUGUAUUCCCUUUCAAUGGAAACAAGGAAACGACCUUUUAUAUCCGUGUGA